AUGAAUUUUACACUAGAUAUUAAUUCUCACAAAAAAUUUUUUCAAAAAAAAACAAAAAGUGGUAGGAAAAAAUCAAAUGAUGAUCAUGAAAUCAGUAGAAAGAAAUAUCAAAAUCGCAGAGCUCAAAGGGAAUAUUUGAAACGAAAGAAUGAUUAUUUAUCAUCAUUAGAAGAAAUAAUUUUGAAAUUGAGAAAAGAAAAUUUUGAUUUAAAAGAAGUAAUUAAUAUUCUUAAUAAAGAAAAAGAAGAGAUGGAAAAUAAUUUUACAAAAGAGAUUGAAGAUCUUAAAGGAAAUAUUCAACUAAAGAUAAAAAAAGAAAUAAUCGAUGAUGAAAUAAAGAAUUUCCAAGAAACUGAUCUUAUCAUAAAAGAUGAAAAAAUUGAAGAUGAUAAUAGUCAAAUAUAUACAAAUUCUGAUUUUAGUAAUUUGUUUUAUCAUAAUAGUCUGCUUAAUUUCAAUAAUAAUGAAAGUUAUAAUUUUACAUCUUUAUGGAAUGAUGCUAUGCUUAAUGAUAUGGAU
Messenger RNA from Scutellospora calospora, 519 nucleotides. The record is from the annotation of a GenBank genome assembly. NCBI's taxonomy places the organism in Eukaryota, Fungi, Glomeromycota, Glomeromycetes, Diversisporales, Gigasporaceae.